This is a messenger RNA of Echinococcus granulosus, 297 nucleotides long. RefSeq lists its product as hypothetical. Bases 1 to 297 code for a protein of 98 amino acids. Lineage: Eukaryota; Metazoa; Platyhelminthes; Cestoda; Cyclophyllidea; Taeniidae. The record is from RefSeq and is a predicted model, not a curated record. The transcript has 2 exons.
AUGAUGCGAUAUGGCAGGAAAACAAUGGACAGGCAUGCAUUUGUAUUUGAUAAAUGUUUACGAGUUACAGGAAGUUCUUGCAGCACUCAGUGCCAAGAACCGCAUGAAUUUUUUGGUCAUCUGAUUAUUUAUGGAAAAAAGAGGUCCAAUAUUUAUCCACCAAUCGUCCAUUCCACACUUUUUAAACCUAUUUUCGCAAACAGUAAUUGGAGCAAAACCUUUGACUAUGAAAGUGAAGUAAUUAUAGAUUUAUAUAUUACGACAACGCGGAGUUGUGGUGACCGCGUUUCACAAUAA